GAUAUCGUUUUCUGGAAUUUGCAACGCAUUCAAAGAAUCGUAGAUUUUAAAUGCAUAGUUUAGCUUGGAAAUUGCUCAGUGUGGCUCUCACAGCCGUUGCAGAAGAAGAUGUCUGCGGAAAGAGAAUAUGUAAUGUAAUUAUGUUUUUGAUGAAAACCUGAGUAAUACCAAAAUGGCUACGUCAAUGGCUGAGCCAACGAAUGAUAUUGUUUAUCCGCCCACAGAAGAACACAUACCGAGGGAGUGUGAAAACUGCCUUAUUAUAUCCUACGACUUGGAAACGACGGGUUUGAGUUCGGAAGAUGAAAUUAUUCAGAUUGGGGCGCACACGAACAUUCCUGCCAGUCAGCGAACUUCAGACUUUAGCCAGUUCAUCUUGCCAGCUACAAGAUGUGUCGAGCCAGAAGCCGCUGAAAAGAUUGGUCUCCAAGUUCGUGAGGACGGUCUUUACGAUUCCAGGAAGAACACAAUUGUUCCAACAGUUUCAGAAUCGGAAGGUCUCAUUCUGUUUUUAAGUUGGCUAAGGUCUCUCCAGGAUGGUUAUGACGGCGUAAUUCUCGUUAGUCACGGGGCCAUCUUCCUUGACAUUCCCGUAUUGAUUCGAGCCCUCCAGCGCACCUCUAUGACACAGAUAUUCUUCCAGGUUGUAAAAGGAUUCUGCGAUUCCAACGCCAUCUUCCAGGAUGACAGAACCAGACGCUACAGCUCCUAUUCGCUGCAGUCUCUGUACCAGACUAUCGUUGGCACUCGCGAAGAGAUCCACAGAGCAGAUGAAGACGCCAGGGACCUGCAUACUCUCCUCCUUCGAUAUUUCAAUGUGGAGUCGCUGUCUUUAGCAAUCCCAGUGUUGAACUCAUGCACAUACACUUCCCGUUGCAUGGAACUUUAUUCGGCGUGGAAAACCUAUGAGGAUGGGAAAAUUGACGAUAUGAGGGCCAUCGUGGACUGGAAGAAACAAAGUGAGAAGAAAAAGAGGGUCAUACUGAAAAAUCUUAUAGCUGCAGGUUGCGACAUCCAAGGACUAUCAGAUGAGUACACCAGAUCUCCAUCGAAGCGUGCGUUUAAAAUGCAACUGAAAAGGAGAAUCCAGAGCAUGAAGGAUACCCACGAGAACUACUUGCUGGGCACAAGACUCGUCUGCGCGGGUGAGAUCGUCAGUACUGUGGCAUGCUUUGUGAGAAGAAGACAAGAGCGUUUGUGCUAAUAGUUCACGUCAUGCGCUUGUCUAACAUUGACACAUCAUUUAGACGAGAAAUGACGUGACACAGUCGUGGCCCUAAAUUCUUCGUCAUUGACUGUUUACAUUUCGUUCUGUUGUAACAAGCUGAUACACUGCAUGGAACACGCUUACAGGAACCUUCCUAACGUUCGGCCAGUAGCAGAUUAGCUCAUCAAGCGUCUACAUUCGCCUUCCAGAUAUUAUGAAAGAAGGAUGGUACUAAAGAAUAAGAAUGAAUUGAAUUCCUAAGUUGAUAAACUGUACAAUGAAAUUAAGCAUUAUAAUUUGCAAAAUUACCGACCACAUUUCUUCGCCAUCGCCAGAUGGCCAGUAAAACACGGUUUACAACAACUCGGCUCCGAUUUCUGUAAAGAAAUGUUCAUAAACCAUGAUAAUUUACGUUAUGGUCCCCUGGGCGUAGAUGGGAGGAUGGCCCUACACUGGGUCUUGAAAAAACAGAGAGGAAGAUGUUGACUGGAUUCAUCUGGCUCUGGGUAGCGGUCAGUAGUGGGCUACUGUGAACAUGUUAAUAAUCCUCGAUAAAGGUAAAGUUGUCCCUGUACUUAACUAAUUAAGCAUUA
Messenger RNA from Cryptotermes secundus, 1800 nucleotides. RefSeq names its product maternal protein exuperantia-like. Gene Ontology annotation, molecular function: nucleic acid binding; 3'-5'-DNA exonuclease activity. Gene Ontology annotation, biological process: DNA catabolic process. Gene Ontology annotation, cellular component: cytoplasm. The coding region runs from base 173 to 1204 and encodes 343 amino acids. The record is from RefSeq and is a predicted model, not a curated record. NCBI's taxonomy places the organism in Eukaryota, Metazoa, Arthropoda, Insecta, Blattodea, Kalotermitidae. The transcript has 5 exons.